Chelonoidis abingdonii (Abingdon island giant tortoise) is the source of this 7102-nucleotide messenger RNA. RefSeq names its product polycomb group ring finger 3 (gene PCGF3). NCBI's taxonomy places the organism in Eukaryota, Metazoa, Chordata, Testudines, Testudinidae. The record is from RefSeq and is a predicted model, not a curated record.
UGUCUCAUUUGCUACACGUUUCAACUUCUACAACAAAUGAGACAGAAGUUCAACAGACAACAGCCUGUUUCCCUACACAACCCUGAUUUAUUCCCUGAGCACCAUCCAUCCUAUCCACUGAAUGAAGCCGGGGUCCUGUGGAAAAAAUAUGAAGAGAACUCAAGACUGAUUCUGGAAUACUAUUUGUAAAUUUGUUCAGAUGAGGAGACCCAGGGCUUAAAUUGGAUGGAAACUCAAAUACUGGAGAAAGUGGGGUCUCUGGAUGGCAGACUCUGAAAAGAAAUGCAGUUUUAAGAGACACCAAAGAUGCUGACUAGAAAGAUUAAACUCUGGGAUAUUAAUGCCCAUAUAACCUGUCGUCUCUGCAAUGGAUACCUUAUCGAUGCUACCACUGUAACAGAAUGCUUACAUACCUUCUGUAGAAGUUGCCUGGUGAAGUAUUUGGAGGAAAAUAACACCUGUCCAACAUGUAGAAUUGUUAUACAUCAGAGCCAUCCGCUACAGUAUAUUGGUCAUGACAGAACAAUGCAAGAUAUUGUUUACAAACUUGUGCCAGGCCUUCAAGAAGCGGAAAUGAGAAAGCAGAGAGAAUUCUAUCAUAAACUAGGCAUGGAAGUACCAGGGGACAUCAAAGGGGAGACAUGCUCUGCUAAGCAACAUUUAGAUUCGCAUCGGAAUGGUGAAACUAAAGCUGAUGAGAGUUCAAACAAAGAAACAUCAGAAGAAAAACAGGAAGAAGAUAAUGACUAUCACCGAAGCGAUGAACAGGUAAGCAUCUGCCUGGAAUGCAAUAGCAGCAAAUUGCGUGGAUUGAAACGAAAAUGGAUCCGCUGCUCAGCACAAGCAACAGUCUUACAUCUAAAGAAGUUCAUUGCCAAAAAACUUAACCUUUCUUCUUUUAAUGAGCUGGAUAUAUUAUGCAAUGAAGAAAUUCUUGGCAAGGACCAUACGCUCAAAUUUGUAGUUGUCACUAGAUGGAGAUUUAAGAAAGCACCUCUCCUGCUACAUUACAGACCCAAAAUGGACUUGCUGUAAGAGACCUUUAUUGUCCUUCUGGACAGCGUUUUUUGCAGAGACUAUCAUCAGGCACCUUCUUAGUGCAUCACUUAAUUCACGUGACACGAACCAGCAGAAUUUUUUGGAAGACUGUAGUGCUCUCACAGGCAGCCAACCUUCUGAAUAUUUCUUCUGGGGAUGUGUUGCCCAGAUUUCUGGACAGAAAAUAUUUAUACUUUUUUUGUACGAAAGAAAUAAAUCACAAGAGGACACUACCAGCAUUAAGCUUACAGAUCCUGAAAACACUUCACAGUUCCAUGUAGCUCGACUUGAUUCAUCUCUUUGCUGCAGUUACGCAAAUAUAAGUUAAAAUGUUCUGGGGGUGAUUUAAAAGGUUGUUUUUGACACCAAAAUUACCUUUAGUUACUUCCCAUCUUUUGAAACUUCUGAAGCUUAUUUUGAUCUAUUCUGCAAAGUGUUUCUGUCUUACUUUGGCUUUCAUUGAGCCCUUUGAAGAGCAUUGAAUGUAUCUUAUGAUUAUAGAGAUUGGUGAUAUUUAUGCUGCAUUAAAAACUUCCUAAAAAUCUAGGCAUCUGAAAACUCCAUGAUUUUCACACAAUGCUUGAUCUCAUUUUAUAUUUCAUUCAUGUUUUGGCAUCCUCUGCAUGUUUUGAUGAGGCUAAUGAAAAUGCAUUUACUUUUUUAACAUGGCCCAAUAUUUUGCUGUGGCAUAAAUUGCAUCCGAUCAUAACACAAGACUACUCAAAGUGCUAAAUUUGUGAAUUUUAAGGUAGACUUGUCUUAUACAGUAGAGGCUUGCAGAAAUCUAUUUUUUCUAUAGGAAGAAUUUUUGUUUUUGCUAAAUUUGUAAACUAGUGGUUAAAGCAUUUUUAUUUUGGGAAACAUACCCCAUAGAAAAUUACACAAGUUCCCAUGUCACUGGUUUAAAAAUUCAGUUGUUAAUUACUGACCAGUUCUAGAUUUCCUUUAAUGGUUUCCUUAAGAAGCCAUUGUUUUCUUUAGUGCAAUCAUUGGCUAUCUUGGAGGUCAGAUUAGAUUGUAGUAGCACCUUCUGGUCUUUAAAUCUAUUAAUUUAGCUUUUGUGUUCAGCCUCAAGAGAUGCCGGACGCUACUCUAUGUAUGUCAUCAAGUCCGCGCUCAGAUAAUGCUUAGAGGGGUGUUAACUUAAAAAAAAUCUUGAAAGCAUUUUAAAAAUAGGUGACUUAAAAAAAACUGUUAAUACUGGUUGAAAGUGAUUUCUGCAAGGAAUAUACUGUAUAACAUAAAAAUAUGAAAUGUUAAUGUUUGACUGGCACAGGGGUUGUAAGAUACUGAAAAGAGGGUGUGCAGUAUGACACACUGGCAGCUGGAGGUUAUUACUUUCUUUUUAAACGCUCAGGAGGGAAAGUUACUCUGUCAGCUGAAAACACCAGGUUUGUAUAUAUAUUAUUAAACCCUUUUAUUCCUCCAUAGGACAAGUGUCACUGGCUAACAUAAGCAUUAUGCCUGUUGGCACAACCCUACUCCAUCCAGUUGUGCUCCUCUGCCCUUCAGAAAAUCAUUAUUUAAAAUUAGAUUCAACAUCAUGAAGUAAAUCAUGAAAAAUACUGGCUUAUCCAAACAUGUUCAUUCUCUUUUCUCCUGGGUCUGAAAGAAAUCCAGCCCCUCCCCAAAACAGCAUGUUCCUGUGUGCCUCCUUACACAUUCUUAGCUGGAGCCUUCCAUUCCUCCAUUUGCCUCCUCCCUUAGCUUUCCUACUGCCACAUUUGUGAGAGGGAACACAGUCUCACCUGUAUAUAUUUCAAAACAGCAUUAUAAAGCUGCAUUCUUUUAUUUUUAUUCAUAAUCGUAGAGGUGAAUGAGGAGGAAAUCAGAAUGGGUGCAAAUGGAGAAACAAGGGAAAUCUACUGGACUAGUAGGAGUGCCAUCUCUGUAAAUCUAGGGCAUGAGAGAUGUAAACGUACUGAGGGGUCGUUGGGCCAGGCAGGAUGACUUCACAUCUGGGCCUGGAGUAUUUCAGCAUUGGAGGGUGGGGGAGUAGAAUUUAGCUCUGGUUUGGUCUUUCUGUUCGUGUAUGCACCUAUCUACAAUUCUACUUUUAUCUGUGUAUAACUUGAAGAAAAAAAUACAAGUGUUGGAAGAGGAAAGGGGAGACUUCAGUAGUUUAGUUUUAGCAACUGGUCCUUUGUGAGCUUUUCACAAAAUGAACCUAGGUGAUGUGAUCCUUUACGUCAAUUGAUUUACCAGGACUUUGUGGAACUGUUAAUCAGUUGUCCGCAUUGUGGGGUGUGUAAGGGAACUUCAGCCAAGUGACCCUAUCCAAAUCAAUCUGAUUAAUUUGCAUGUAAGGGUUUAAUAAAUAUAUAUACACGAUGUGUCUACCUCAGAAUAUGCACUGCAGCAGCGUUUUGUAAAACCAGAUAUUACUACAGUGCUGUUGAAGUACAUCAGAAUUUGAAUAUUUCCUGUGUAAUAAAACUGAGGAGCGAUUAAAUAGUAUGAACAUGCACAUUCAAAAAACCCUCUGCCAUUCAGUUCUAAUUCUCACUGUAGCAAUCUACAGUACAGAAUAUAUAUUUGUAAGUUUGUAGCUAUCUUUGGAAUCACUUGAAUUUGCUAUGGUGCUAUAUCAAUAUAUUUAAAUAUCGGUUGAUAUCUGUAUAGAUACAUAAAUCUGAAGCCUGUAUUAACACCAACAGCUGGUUAUAGCUCAUAAUUGUGUGUAACUCUGCUUUUUUAAAUGUAUUAACCUGAUAAAACCUCAGUGGUAAAAAUACCUAUUUUUCUAAAUUGCAUCAUAUCAGAAUAUCUUCGCUACAGAAACUGUUUCCCAUAGGGGUUUGCUGCACCAGUUGGUUUGAUUUUAGCUUUGUAGAAAGAGUAGCAUCCAAUUAAAUUCAACAGUCAGCGUGAGACCUUAAGGAUUCUAUUUCUGAAAUUUCUGUUUUACUUCUGUGAAGCUUAAGAGACAGUUGAUUUAAUGUCAAAACUAUAUUGGGGAAAAGUAACUAUUGAUUUCUUUUUUAAUAUUGUUUAACGUCUGAAAGCCAGGCUCAGCUUAGAUAUCUCCUGGUCCUGCUUGGUCAUGUUCAGUUUAUUUUGAUUUUAGUGAAGAUGGAGUUACUGUGAAGUAGUUUUCACAACUGCUUACGCUGGUAAGUAAUUGCAGUACAAGUAUCUUGUUGCAUUAUCUUCAGCAGCAAUGAGACUAAUUACCCAGGCUCAUAGUCUCACUAGAUAUAGUUUUCAUUUAAAAUAGAUAAUUCAGAUAGAAUAUAUAAUAUUGAAUUUAAAUAAGAUUUGGGGGUUUUAAAAAAAAUUAACUUUAUAAAAUUAUUUAUUCUAUUUUAAGCCUUCUAUCUUAUUUUACCAUCCAAGUAUUUUGGUUUCAAUGGUCCAGCUUUAUUUACGGGCAUAUAAAAUGAAAUUGUGAGAUGUUUUUACAAGCUUCUUCCUUUUACUUUGCGUUUGAGUAGUUUUUAUUUGAUGUUUUUUGUAUGGAUAAAGAGCAUUACUUAUGCUUUUGUGCAAUAGGUUUGAAACAUGCAUUUAUAAGGCAUAUGUUUAAAUUGUAAAUGUAGCAUCUACUUACAGCUAAAUUGAGAAGGAAUGUAGGUGGGAUUUUUAAAAUGUACAUUCAAAUGGGUUUUUAUUGUUUUUUUUUUUUUUUAUUUUUAAUUUUUGAGUUUUUUUAAUUAUUAUUUUGAAGUGAAGUUUGGGGUUUUAAAAUUGUGUGUAAGUGCAAGAACUACCUGUCAGCAAUAUUUUAAAAUAAAUGAUCUGGCAAGAAACAUUAAUGUGAAUUGUGGAAGCAAUCUGCAAGACUUGCAGCCUAUCCGAAAUUGUUUUUGUGCCAUUGUUACGUCUGGUAUCUUUGUGUACCAUCUAACCUGGGAAUAUUUAUUUUUUAUUGGUUGUGCAAUACUACACGCAACACUAUAACCUCUGGGGAUAUGGGACCAUAUGAAAUAUCAGACUACAACUAUGAUGGUGCUAUUUUUUCCUAUAGGCUCUGAGCCUUUGAAAGCUUAUCUGGCUCUAUUGUCUUCAUAACAGCAUAAUUAGUCUUAGGAGAGUCAUUGGACUCCUCCCCAAUGAAUGGUAAAUGUAGAGGUAUAGCUACCCUGUUUUACAAUUAUUUGAAUCUUACCAUUGAGAUAAGUGUAAUAGGAAAAAGCCAACCAGUUUGUACAUCAACAGAUGAGUCUUUGAUAAAUUUAUAUUGUAAUCUGUACUUAAGAAAUGCAUUUAAUGCAGACAGCUUAAACUGUACUCUACAGAAAAAUCCAGUUUCUGUAUUUCCUCAGGUAAUCACUUCAGUUUGGAUGCUUCACUGGAAGUUUUAAAGCAACCUACGUAUUUGUUCCUCUGCUUCAAAGUUAAAGAAAAGAAAAAAUCCCGUCGUAUAGGCUAGAAUUUUUGCGUAACUUAACUAUACUUAACUAUAAUGGAGAGGUUCACUUAACAUUUCCUUAGGUACCAGGUGCAGAGAGAACAUUUAUUUUAAGAUGCAUAAUUUAGCUUUGAACUGCCCUUUGAUUCUGCGCUUUGAUGAGAGUGGAGUUUAGGUACAGAUUUUCUGGAAACUUGCUCCUCAUGGUAAGCCCACAUUUUUAAUUUUUUUCAAUAGUGUUGAGUUUGAAUUUGCUCAUGUACUAACUUAAGCUUGAGUCCUGCAAUCUGAUCCACCUAGUAGAUCCUUCUGCCCUCACGAAAUCCAGUUGAAGUCUAUGUGGCCUGCCCCAGAGCAGAUUGUAGGACUGGGGCAUAAAGGUCCAAUACUGCAAAUCCGAACCUUGUAACUUUACUCAUAUGGAUGGUUCCAUUUAAAUCAGUGGGAUUAUUCACAGGAGCAGAGUUACUUAACGGCAUGCCUGCACAAGUCCUUUUAACUUACAACAUUGGUUUAAUAUAAUCCUUAACAUCCAAAUGAUUUAACUGGACAAAAAGAAACUUCUUUUUUUCUGGAAUAAAAUUAAUUUAGGGUUAAGGGACAAUAAGCCAGUGCAACCACUAAGCCUUUAUCCUCAAUAUGUGGUAUAUAAAGAUACUGAAACUAUCACAGUAUAAAAUCAUAUUUUUGACUUAGUUUCAUUUGAAAGUUUACAUUUUUUAUGCUUUGUGUUGCUGUGUAAUUUUUGUACUAUUGGUGGCUAGUUUUUGUCUGAAUAAGCCUUUUGGGAUUAUUGCUUAAUGUUUUGAUUUUAUGAUAGUGAAGCUUGUAUUCAGUGUUUUGCCAAUUAAUAUUAUAUGCUUGUUAAUAAAAGCAAAAAAAAAAAAAACUAACUCAAAUUCUCUCAGGCUGAAAGUUUGUCCAUUUUUCCCCAAGAACCUAAAGGAUUAGUUAGUACAAUACAACGGUACUAUACAAUACUGCAUAUACUGAAACAAUCUGCUGUAUAUAGUUCUAUAAUGCAUCUUCCCCCUGAAAUGUAUACCUUUUUUUUUUUUUUUUUGCUUGAAUCCAACACUAGCACUGCACAAAAUGUUACACUAAAUACAAAACUUCUUAAAUUGGUAAAAUGUUUGUGCCAAAUACAUGGCACUCUAUUCAUUAGCAAAUAAAGUGACUUCUGUUGCAUGGAGGAGGUUGUUUUAGGUGCUUUGGACUCUUCGUGCAUUUGUAUGUAUGGAUAUAUUUGCCACACUGUACAUGGUAUCACAUUUACUCGUCAUCUGCUAAUGUUGCUGUGCAGGGUCAUAUUGGAGUCCAACCUUCUGUUGGACACAAUUAACAAAUGUUAAAUCAAAAAAAACCAACCUGCCCAAAUCCUUAUUUUGUUUUAAUUGUUAAUGAUUGACAGAUACUAAUAGUCUAUUUUCUCUCUAGUUGAAAGUUAGAGAAAGAUCUUAGGCUAGCUAAAAUGCCACUCCAGAGAGUGUUGGUUCAUGAACCAGAGGUAAAUUUGCCUUCAAAGAGUUGAUCUAAUUUUUGGUUGCUUUCUGAGUUAUUUUAGCGGUUUCUUCCCUAACUGCUUAAGAUCGUCAGGGAUUAUGUAGGAACUCCUCAAAAGGAUUUACUGUUCUAGAUUUAAAUGAAUCUCAAAGUAAUCAAUGAUUCUCAAAUUUUUGUACUGGUGACCCCUUUCAAAUAGCAGCCUCUGAG